AUGACAGCUGAGAAAGAAAACACGAGUUUGAAUGUCACUACUGCAAUUGUGACAGAUAACGACGACAAACUACAGCUAAUGAAAGGCAAGCGACUGCUUAUUUAACAAUUGUUUCACUGUUUGCAAAGAUAAUUCGUUUUUGUAUUGCUGCUGUUAGCUAGCUUGACAGUAGCUAGCUUGACCCUUGAAUUAUUAGCUAGCUAGUACAGUAGCUAGUAUAGUUGAUUAUUACUCACACGACAAAUUCUUGUGACUCAUAACCAACGUCCCAUCAACCUUUUCAGGUGCAGCUUUCCUGACGACUGUCGCAUCUGCUGGGAUGAUAGCAGGAUUCGGCUCCACGUUAGCCUUGGCCAAGAAAAAUAGUCCAGGCUGGUUUAGCAAGGUAGCUAUGAUUGAUAGCUACAACAUUCCAUUACAUACAGGUUACGUUACAUUCAUGUUAGCCUUGACCCAUGACGAAGUGAUAUGAGAUGGAGCUGGGCUACAUAAUGACUGUCUCAAAUGAAUGGCAUUAAUUGCAAUCAAUGGCCUCCAUGUAUGAAAGGCAAGCACAACUACAUCUUUAUGACACAGCACAAUUGGUAGCAAGUGUGCUUACCCUGUAACUGCAGGGUCGCUGAUGUUCCUACAAAAUUGCUACAUUGGUGGGAUAAUGUUUACAUUUUGGUCAUUUAGCAGACACUCUUAUCCAGAGCGACUUACAGGAGCAAUCAGGGUUAAGUGCCUUGCUCAAGGGCACAUCGACAGAUUGUUCACCUAGUCGGCUCGGGGAUUCGAACAGUUACAGUAUUUAGGACACCCCAUGAGCUGUCCUAACCAGUUAAGUUACCAGCAGGUGUCUUCAUAAUAGAAAGAUGCAGGGAGUCAGUGGUUCCUGCGUCACAUGCAAUUGCUUUUGAGCUGUUAAAAUAAUGUUUUGUUAUUUCAUCAAUCCAUAAAUAAUCUAGACCUACAUGUAACAGUAUCUCUUGCACGUUUGACAAUUUCACGAGACAUAUUUUACACGACAUGCCUAAAUACUUAUAACCACUAGGCUAAUAAAUACAUGUUUUUCUUUGGAAUAUUUAAUUACCUAGAUCAUGUUAUUUCAGGUUAUCCAUUAGGAACGCAACAUCACGUUAAAAAAAUCUCUAAAUUGGGCAUGCCUAUAAAUUGUGCAAAUGAAGUCAUCUAUAGUGGUUAUGUUAACUUUGAUAGUGUUCGAUGAAAAUGAUAAGCUUUUCAAAACGUUGUAUGCAACAUUAUCGGCAAGUGACUUGAUGCCUACCGUGCCAAAGCAAUUUAGAGUUGUUAAAUGGGAGUGACGAGUGUGUUGAUUACGGUAAUAUUGUGCAAAUUCCGCUUUUAACAACCAACAUUUGAUUUUAAAAAAAGGCUAUGCAUUCCAACAUAUUAGGCAAUAAUUAACAGUAGGCAAAGUGACCCCUUUCUGUGUUUUUAAACAUUGCCGCACUAGGGCGCUGCGCGCAAGUUUGUCGCAGAACAAGAGGGAGGAAGUUCUUACAGAACGCCAGCAAAAAAAGCCUAUUUAUAUGUUGCUUGUGAGUGCAUUUCACACUACUUUUGGAUUUUAAGGCUCGUAUGAAUGUUCUGCUUAAUAUAAUGUUUGUGUGAUCAUCGCAAAUCAACUGCAUUAUACUUUAAAAAACACUAACUUCAACCAGUAAAAUGUCUCUUUGGCUAGAUUUUACAGGCUAUAUCAAUGAGCAUUAGCGUUCUAGCUAACAAUUGCUGCAUCCAAAAUAGUUAUUUUGCAAAGAUCAUAACCAAAUAUGAUCUUAGCGACUGUUAAAGCAAAAAUCAAAACAUCAUUGUAAGCUUAUGAGAACCCAAAAAAGUUAUUUUGUUAGAGUCGCCUAGAGUCGCACGCAUCUGUAGGUGACGUCAAUGUGUUGUGUACUGCAAAGGGGUCUAUAGAGUUCACAGCUGGCGAUGCCUCAUCAUGAUUGAUUAUUCCCCAUAAUUUGCAACAAUGUCAAUGAGCGUCAUCACCAUCUUUCCUUUGUGGUACCUCAAACUGUCUGAUUACCAGCUGAGAAACUUUACUCUGAGCUGGGAGAUUUUUUUGUCUUAAAACAGGUUUUAACAUGAUUCCUAGGACCUUUUCUGAGAUUCUUUGUGGAUACAGGCCCAGGGCUCUGAUCAAAAGUAGUGCACUAUUUAGGGAAUAGGUUGCCAUUUGGGGCAGUCACAAGUCCUGAGCUUAUAUUAGUUCUAUAGAUAUACUUGGCCCAGCAGCAAGUGUGUUUUGAUAAGCUUUUUAACCCAUGCCACUUUUACUAAAUUCAAAUAAUCUUGUAGUGGCAAUUGUUGUUGUGAAGGUUGGGUUUUCACAGGGCGGCGAAGAUUUGGAGAUGUAGAGAUUGUACAGACCCGACGAGAUUGCUAACAUUAACAUUAUUAUGUAUAGGCAUAAAGGCUGUACCAGGCUGUUUUCUGGAACCAGGCUGUCUGUUCCUCACAUAAUCUCACUCUUAGAUUUAUGUGUUGAUUUUAGUGGUUUUUGGAAUUCAUAAGCGUUACUCCAAGACAGUUCUACAACCAAAACACAAAAUACCGUAAAAUAAAAAUUGACAUUUUUUAAAUAGAAGAUAAUCUAAUAUAUUGAUAGCUAGUACACCCCCCAAUCAUAACAGUAGAAACACUGAGCGUCUCACCAUCUUCUAGUUGAACCUAUGCAAUUUACCAUUAGUCUAGGUUGGCAUCAUGGGACAUAUUUAGUCAUUAAAACGUAAUAAAUCUAGGACCUUGCAGUCGAUUCAACAGCUUCUAUCAAGUGUGGCUUUUAGGUGAUAGGUUUCCAUGCGAGUAAAGUCUGAGCAGUUUUCCUUAAUUCGCCUAGUAGUGCCAUAUUUUUUACAGUAAUCUUUUGCCAGGUCCUGAAAUACCAUCUCUUCACGCCGAUACUUGAAAGAGUUUCUCAUUAGAUUACCAAGCAGUAGGUUGUUAGGCAAAAGUGUUCUGCACUUCUUUCGAUGAGAAUUACUUAGAGAUUCUCGCGAUCUGGAAUUUGACUUCAUUUGUUUAGGCCUGUAGUGCAUUGCAAGCUUAGUAUAUAAAACUUCUCCCUCACCUCAUCUUGAUCUGGCAAGACUGAAGUUAAAGAAGGAGAUUAUGGGCGGAUGGAAUGCAAUCCUAUAAGCUGGGCAUUCGACAAAAUACUCUGUCGAAGUGGAAUAAAAAUUUGGACAUCUUUUUUUAAAUGAAUGAAAAAUAAAAUCCUAAUAUACCUUGAUUAGCUAAGUAUUCACCCCCCUAAGUCAAUACAUGUUAGAAACACCUUUGACAGCGAUUACAGCUGUGAGUCUUCUAAGAGCUUUGCACACCUGGAUUGUGCAAUAUUUGCCCAUUUUGUUCUGUCAUGGUGUUGGGCAUCAUGGCUAGACAGUAAUUUAAGUCUUCCCAUAGAUUCUCAAGCAGAUUUAAAUCAAGACUGUAACUUGGCCACUCAGGAACAUUCACUGUCUUCUUGGUAAGCAACCAGUGUAGGUUAUUGUCCUGCUGAAAGGUGAAUUCCUUUCCCAGUGUCUGGUGUAAAGCAGUCUGAAGCAGGUUUUCCUCUAGGAUUUUGCCUGUGCUUAGCUCCAUCCCAUUUUUUAUCCUGAAAAACUCCCCAGUCUUUGCCGAUGUCAAGCAUACCAUACCAUGAGGCAGCCACCGCCAUGCUUGAAAAGAAGGAGGCAGUUACUCAGUGAUGGGGUAUUUGACCCAAGCAUAAGGCUUUGCAUUUAGGCCAAAAAGUGUAUUCCUUUGCCAUGUUUGUUUUGCAGUAUUACUUUAGUGCCUUGUUCCAUACAGGAUACAUGUUUUGGAAUAUUUGUAUUCUGUAUAGUUGUAUUAUUCUUUUCACUCUGGCAUUUGGGUAGUUAUUGUGGAGUAACUACAAGCAACUCUCUACCCUCACCUGAAUGCGUUAGCCCUCUGGGCAUAGCCAGUGAGAGAGGAAAAAAAGAAAGGAAGGAAGACAGGCCCGCGACUCUUGGAAGAGUGCCAGCAUCCUUAUACACGCUCUGUAUUUACAGUUGCGUUUUUCUUGGAGAAGUGGUAUGACUAAACAGAUUCUGUAUUUACAGUUGCGUUUUUCUUGGAGAAGUGGUAUGACUAAACAGAUUCUGUAUUUACAGUUGCGUUUUUCUUGGAGAAGUGGUAUGACUAAACAGAUUCUGUAUUUACAGUUGCGUUUUUCUUGGAGAAGUGGUAUGACUAAACAGAUUCUGUUUUCCAUGGUCCAAUGCGCCUUGCAGGACUUUUUUUUGGAUGGAGUGAAGGUGUCGUCAUUGUUAAUGUCUUCUAGACAGUUGUACAGUUUAUCUAGAACUUAUGUUGCUUACGCCCAGUCUCUAAGUCUUUAGGUAGUCCUGGGACCUGCCUAUUGUGCUGCUACUAGCCGCUGAGAAGCGUAGAGAUGCAAUAUACCUCCAUCUUUCGCUUUACUGCCAGUGGUGUCCCUAAGCAGACUGUACUCUACCAGCAACUGUUUGCGCCCGCAGUCUGCCCAGAGGGUUUUCAGGUUAGUGUACCUAGCCCCGGUCGACAUUCUCAUUGGAGUCUGUGGCUUUUCGCCUGUCGCCUUCCCUGGAAGGGCGUCCCCGCCGUUGUCCAGUACGCGCAUCUACUUGGAUUGAACGAGAGCUCAUGCAAGGGCGUUGUGCUCUUCACUCAUUGGGCAACCACUCUCGAAAGAGGGUGGGCCCUUUUCUCUUCGACUGUAUCCUGCCGGAUCAUGGGGGCGAUUUAUAUUGUUUUAUAAUGACGAGAGUGACCACCUCUCGGGUACUGUUUUUGGAACAUCUCAUUAAACUGAGAUUUUGUGAGCUUUGCAUUGGGCUUCCCCUCACUUUGUAAUUCGUUUUUCCCCGACGGGUUGUUUCUGCACCUUCUGGGUGUGUACUCCCUUUGUUUCGGAGCCUCUGAGGGUUGGGACUACCCAGGCUUCGGAGAGCAUGUUUUGCAGCCAUAUCCCCAUAGCGAUACAUUGAAACAACUAUUUGAAAGAUAACAUAAGGUUACUUUCGUAACUCCGGUUCUCUGAUAAUGAGUGAGAUGUAUCACCGCAUUCCCCUGGUCACAAGAGCGUGAGGAAGAGAAGCAUGCUUGAGAAUGACCAGAAGGCAGGGGAGAGGCUCCUAAUAAGGAGGUGCCACUCUACCCAUCUGUCUCCAACAGACGCUUUUGAUGGGUCCUUCCACGAUCCUCAAGAAGUUAUACAGCUGCACCAUCGAGAGCAUCCUGAGUAGUUGCAUCACUGCCUGGUAUGGCAACUGCUCGGCCUCCGACCGCAAGGCACUACAACGGGUAGUGCGUAUGGCCCAGUACAUCACUGGGGCCAAGCUUCCUGCCAUCCAGGACCUCUAUACCAGGCGGUUUCAGAGGAAGGCCCUCAAAAUUGUCAAAGACUCCAGCCACCCUAGUCAUAGACUGUUCUCUCUGCUACUGCACGGCAAGCGGUACCGGAGUGCCAAGUCUAGGUCCAAAAGACUUCUCAACAGCUUCUACCCCCAAGCCAUAAGACUCCUGAACAGCUAAUCAUGGCUACCCUGACUAUUUGCACCCCCACCCCAUCUUUUUACGCUGCUGCUACUCUGUUAAUUAUUUAUGCAUAGUCACUUUAACUCUACCCACAUGUACAUAUUACCUCAAUUGACUCUGCACCGGUAUCCCCCUGUAUAUAGCCCUCCUACUGUUAUUUUAUUUUACUUCUGCUCUUUUUUACUCAACACUUUUUUGUUGUUUUAUUUUAAAUUGUAUUAAGAAAUAAAUGAGUUGUUGGUUAAGGGCUGUAAGUAAGCAUUUCACAGUAAUGUCUACACAUGUUGUAUUCGGCGCAUGUGGCAAAUACAAUUUUAUUUUAUUUGAGUUGGUGAUCCUGGCGAAUCCCCAUGGUGAUAAAGCUCACUUAUCAUCAGAGAACCGGGGUUACGAAAGUAACCUUAAGUUUGGAACCAUGUGUAGAGCAACUCUUGUGUACCUCAAUGUGACCUCAAGUGUGUAUGCAUGUGUUCUUUCAAGGGAACGAUGGCCACUGCUGCAGUACCGGAGACUGGGGCGUCCCUGGCUCUCCGUGCCCUGGGGUGGGGCUCUCUCUACGCCUGGUGUGGAGUGGGCCUGCUCAGCGUCGUAGUCUGGAAAGCCAUGGGGGUCCAUAGUGUACGUAUUAAUCAACUCAACCCAUCUCAUUGUCUUGCCCUUAUCAUUCCAUCGGAGAACAUCAUAGACUAACAUAACACCUUUUAACUAACACUCAGUAAAUGUACAACAUGUGCUGCUCAAGAAACCUCCACUUCUCCGUCUUCACAGCUAACAGAGUUCAGGCAGAAGAUGCAGUCUGUUUUCCCAGCUAUUCCCCAAAACGAGGAAGGACCAGCCAACUCAGAGGAAUGGGACUCCAUCUUCAAGUCUAAAGAGGACUGA
This is a messenger RNA of Coregonus sp. 'balchen', 6414 nucleotides long. NCBI's taxonomy places the organism in Eukaryota, Metazoa, Chordata, Actinopteri, Salmoniformes, Salmonidae. The record is from the annotation of a GenBank genome assembly.